Molecule: messenger RNA, 1867 nt
Organism: Sitodiplosis mosellana (orange wheat blossom midge)
Lineage: Eukaryota; Metazoa; Arthropoda; Insecta; Diptera; Cecidomyiidae
Product: nudC domain-containing protein 1
Exons: 4
Coding region: 105-1844 (579 amino acids)
Source: RefSeq, a predicted model, not a curated record
UCGUCGCAACAAUGAACUAUUGAGGUUGGGUUCUCUGUCAGUUAACACAGUGUUCGUGUGCAUAAACAAAACGAAAAUUGUUCAAGUUUUUCAAGAACAAAACGAUGACUUCGCCGGCAAUUAUUGACUUUCGACCGAGCCAUUUGCUUUUGAAUCCAAAUUUUGAUGGAUACAAAUUGUCACUAGAUCCCGUUCCGAUUUUAAAAACAGAAAUAACUGCUGCGCCACGUCGUGUGUUUACCUCCGAUGAUCAGUACACAUUUUUGCAUGCAAAAUUGUUCAGUCUUCACAAUCAUUUGAUCCACGAUCCCUGGCUAGAAUACUCAUGCUACUUCAUCGAUGAGAAUUGGACGGUGCAGAAUGUGCGGUAUGAUACGACAACAGGGAGACUUGGUUCGGUGAAAGCGGUACACAAAGUGCCUAAACCAAACACUGGCCGCGGAGAUUAUAAUGCCAGCUUAACUUUUGUGUCGGAAAAAUUUUGCGUGUUUGCGGAUGGCUGUGGUGGAUUGAAAAUUUUCAACACCGGUGACCGGUAUCGCGUUGAAGAAUGGAAAACAAUUUUCUCUGAUACAAUUCUCGAAAAUUCCAUUCCAUUUGUCAUUCAAGAUGCACGGUGGGAAAUCAUCAACAACGUCCAUCAAAUUCAAUGCCUGUUGCUGAGCAUACAACAAAACAACGACAACGAAGAUGAAAAGUUUGAAGCGGUUUUGGAUUGGAUCGCAAUCAAGAGAGAUGCACAAUCAAACAGCUGGAGUAAAUUGCAUGUGAGACAAUUGAAGGGGAAUACAUUGCCGGAAUAUUGUGUGCUCGAACCGAAGUGCAAUGGAAUUUUAAUAUCUGCUGAUCGAAAAUUUGAAUUUACCUUCGAUAACGAGCAUCCAAUCGGUCCGAAAGAGGAACCACCGAAAGAAGAAAAUAAUGGCAAAAAUGAUCAAGAUGUAAAGAAGCCCGAGUUGAAUUGGACACAAAGCGAUGAAGAUAUCACCAUUCACUUCAACAUUCCACAGGAAACGAAUAAACAGGAUAUUAAGGUGAUUUGCGACGGAGCCAAUUUACAAGUGCGACACAAGAGUGAAGCACUUUUGAAUGCAGAUCUAUUUCAAGGCGCUGAUAAAGACCUUACUACGUGGAAUUUGGGAAAUGAAUGGCUGGAAGUGGUUUUGAUAAAACAAGUGCAGUCAUUCACUUGGCCAAGUUUGCUAAAGGAUGUCAUCGUUCUUCCAUCCGAAAUGCCACUUCAACCGAUUCGAGAAUUGUCGUUGCCGCCAUCGAAUUUGCGUACGGAAAUGGAAGAUUGUGAUUUUGGCGAUGUCGACAUGGAUAAGGAGCAUUCGUUUGUUCGAAUGGACGCGAUAUCGCAUCAAACCACACACAAAGCCAAUUUGGGAUCAAAUAACCCAGUUCUAUUCACAUUGAGUCUACGUGCCGGCAGCCCAUUGGCAUUCGCUCUACGGAAUGAUGUCGAUGCUUGUGUCUGGCUUCCAUAUGUUCAACCGAAUGCUGAAAGUGAUGUCACGCUAAAUAUAAAGCAUGAAGGGACUUUGAAUGCGUUUGGCUACAUCCAGGCAUCGAAACAGCAAAAGAAAUUCAUGCAAUGUUCCCCGGACAUGAACUAUGCGAUUAUUUGUGAGCCUCAUCGUCACAUCUUCGUGUACAAGAGUACAUACGCAUCUGCCUCUGGGCUGAAGAAUCGUAAUAGUUCCGCUAAAAUUAGCAUCGGGCAACAGAAACUAAUUACAAUGGAGGAAGAUUCAGACGAAGUGCUCGGCAUUGUAUGCCAAGCAGAAACAACUAUACUUCUAACACGGAAACAAGUUUUAUGUUUGCAAAUCAAUUCAUAAAUAAAAAUGUAUCAAGAAAAAAU